Closterium sp. Naga37s-1 is the source of this 837-nucleotide messenger RNA. NCBI's taxonomy places the organism in Eukaryota, Viridiplantae, Streptophyta, Zygnematophyceae, Desmidiales, Closteriaceae. The record is from the annotation of a GenBank genome assembly.
AUGGGGGGAAAGGAGAUCCCAAGGGUAACAGAGGCGCUGAGGGCUGGUGGGGGUGGUGGGGGUGGUGGGCGGGAUCGGGGAUGCGGGGAGGGCGGGAAGGUGAAAGCUGGCAGGCGAGAAGUCGGGAAAGCGGAAGUGCAAAGCGCGGGGAACGCGGUGAAGCCCCUGAAGUUGCCGAAAGUCACCAGUCGGAAGGCGUUUGGAAGAAUCGUUUGUGGCGGAGGGUGGUGUGCGGGAGGCGGAGCCCUAUCCGCCAGUAAGCCACCGAUCUCCUUAGCUUUUUGGCCACGAAUCAUGGGUCUCCGCUCGGUACGCGUGGCGCUGCUGUGCGCGGUGGUGGUGGCGCUCAGCCUCGGCGGGGGGAAGCAGGGCGCGGAGGCGAUCGCGGGCAGUGACCUGACGAAGCCGUUCGAAUGCGACAAGAACAGCGACUACGGCAUGUGGUUCCGGUACACGUGCGUGUGCGCGUCCAUGCAGGCGAAUGAUGUGGGAAUCUACUGGGAGCCCGCAGUCAACGUGAGCAUCGGCGUCACUUGCCCAGGCCCCAACCAGGCGGCGUUCGGGCGCAUGGCGUUCGGCAACAAGUGGCUGGAGUCCGUGGGGUACAGCUCCUGGGUAACCGAGCUCAUGCGCUGCGCGCGCCAGCCCUACCGCGGCGACGGCCGGCAGCUCUGCUACAUCUCCAACAUCCGCGGGCGCUUCAAGGAGCUCUUCGUGGGCAACGGGUACGUGCCGCCCGGCGGCAAGGUCAACGGCCGCCCCUGGAACUGGAACCCCGAGCCGCCUUACAUCGGCAACAACUGGCGCUCCUGGGCCUGGGAUGAAAAGCCGUACUAA